UGCCCAAGGGGUCCACGACACAUAAAAAACGUCAAGGAGGGUGAGAGAAAAAGUUACUUGGGAAAUGGUGAUACAAAACCAAAGCAAAACAAAACAAAAAAAUUAUGAUGGCAUAAAAACAUUUUUUUUUAAAUUUGAGUGGAGUUUGUUUCUGGUAGAAAUUGGGGAAGAAGUCCCCCGCUCUUGAAGGGAUGCAGUAAAAUCUACAGCAAAUAAAAAUGCAGUAAUGCAGUCAUGACUAUAAACAAUAAUUUUUUUUUUAAGUCGUAGCAUCUUUCUCAGAAAGCUUUGAGCUUCAGCAGGAACGGGACGGAGACCAAGGCCACCUGAAAGUCGGGGAGCCCCUCCGAGCUGGGACUCCGUGCAAGACUCAGUGAGAAAGAACAUGAGAAAGGGCCAUGCCCUCGCACUCAACCCGCCCCCCACCCCCGCGGACCCUGCUGAGCCCUGGCAGCCUAGAGCCCUCGCACACGCGCACAGAGGCGCGCUCGAGCAUCCCGGCACCGGGACUCCGGCUAGGAGUAGAGAAGAGGUUCGAACAGGGCCGGGGCAUACGGGCUGGGACGGGGAAGGGAGUUACGAGCACCACCUUCUUCUGCCUCCCGGGUCCGCACGCCCACCGCGGGAGAGCGGUUCGCGGCUUCUGCCUCUGUUUGUCUCCCGUCGCUCCCGGACUCUUCGAGGGGGCCACAAGCACGGGGGACCAUGGCUUUCAUCCGCAGGAAGCCUCGGGAGCAGUAGCCUGCUCUGCUCCAAGGAGCGAGGGAUUAAGGCACCAUUGGAGCUGAUUGAAUCCAGAGUGACAUGGUCAGAUCUUCACUUUAUGAAAAUCAGCUGAUAACUGAUGGACUAGAGGAUGGACUAGAAUGGAGAGAGACUUGAAGAAGUGAGAUCAACCAGCAGGCUGUUGCAGUGGUUCUGGUCUGAGAUGCAAAAUAUACAGAGUACAGAAGGAGCUCAAUAUAGUUCCCACCCUCUGAUGGCAGCCAUGAGACCAAGAGUUCAGCCUCCAGAUGUUAGGCAGCCAGCAAUGAUAUGGCAUGGUCAGCUGACUACCACCACACUCAGUGCAGAGGUUGGAGUGAAUAUGGGGAGAAACAAUGUUUCCCAUAACUUACCAUCACCAUCUGGAAGCAAGUCUGCAACUCCAUCGCCAUCCAGCUCAGUCCAUGAAGAUGAAGGGGAUGAUACCACUAUGAUAACAUGUGGAAAGAAAUGGCCUGCUUCUGAUACGGGAAACAAACCAAAAAGUCACAAAAAGAAAAAGAAGGACUCUAAUGAGCCUGAGAAGCCUGUACCAUCCAAUGCACUAUUCUUCCGAGAUACCCAAGCAGCCAUCAAAGGCCAAAAUCCAAAUGCUACUUUUGGUGAAGUCUCUAACAUUGUGGCCUCAAUGUGGGAUGGUUUAGGAGAGGAGCAAAAACAGAGUUACAGCAAACCUGUUAAUGUUAAAACAUCCCAGCCUCUUCAGGGGAUUAAGUGUAAAAAGUCAGUGUUCCAUGAUUCCACCCACACUCAUUCAGUCUUCUCCCCAAGUUCCCACUCUCACCAACAGCCAAGAGUGAAGCGUCAAGUAACUGCCAUGCACCCUAUUCUUCCCAGGAACAUAGCACCAAAACCUGAUAAUCAAAUGCCAGCGACUGUCUCUGCAGCCAACGUGACAGUAUCGCCUCCUCAGCUUGUGGAAAUGAAAAUUGAUAUGCCACUUUACUUUUUCAAUUUACUACAUAUUAAUGAUCAAUCUACUAUGUAUUAUGUGGCUCCCUCAUUAUGUGAGUUUGAGCUCCCUUAAGCCUGUAACUUCAGUUCCCUACUCCACCUGACUUAAGCAUCACCAACCAAUCAUAGCACAAUGCCUGUCUCUUGACACUGGCCAGUCAAAACUCAUUCUCCAUCUCUGAAGUCCCAAGUUAUUUUUGUCUCCUACAUAUUGUUUGGAUUUCUGUAUACUCCCCUCAACUAUAAAAGAGCUGCUCUGUCAGUUGGAUCCUUGACUACUAAGGGCUUUGGAUCCCUUUUAUUGGCAAUAGCUAGCUUUGCUAAUAAAUUGAUUAUACUUGAAUCUCUGUGCCUCAGUUUCUCUUUAUCGCAGAUUUUUAUCUUGACAAGAGCCCACCUCUUCACCAUCAUCUCAAUAUACAGCAACACCAGGCAAUCACAAUGAGCAGCCAAUUGGAAACCAACUACCAAUGCAGGUCCAGUCUGCCUUACA
This is a messenger RNA of Phascolarctos cinereus (koala), 2212 nucleotides long. The record is from RefSeq and is a predicted model, not a curated record. NCBI's taxonomy places the organism in Eukaryota, Metazoa, Chordata, Mammalia, Diprotodontia, Phascolarctidae.